Molecule: messenger RNA, 1344 nt
Organism: Austrofundulus limnaeus
Lineage: Eukaryota; Metazoa; Chordata; Actinopteri; Cyprinodontiformes; Rivulidae
Source: RefSeq, a predicted model, not a curated record
GGACUGUGUGAAUGUGGCCUUGCAAAUUGUGUGACAAAUCUUUAUCUACCAGGAGACCUUUUACCAGAAGGUGAGCUUGCUUGGCAAGUGAUACUAGAUCUAAAGGAAAUUGUGGAGUUAGUUGUGGCACCUGUUCACACCAAAGAGACAAUCRCCUACCUUGAUGUUAAAGUGUCUGAGCACAGACAGAGACUACGUGAGCUUAUCCCAGGUGAGACACUGAAACCUAAACACCACUAUCUUGAGCACUAUCCACACUUGAUAACAUGCUUUGGGCCUCUUGUGGGUGUAUGGACAAUAAGAUUUGAGGCAAAACAUAGUUUUUUUAAACAAGUUGCCAGACACACAAAUAAUUUCAGGAAUAUUGCACUCACUCUGGCAGCCAAACACCAGCAAUUAAUCAGUUUUCACUUGCACUCAUCUAGUCUCAAUGCUUCAAAUCUGGAAGUGACAAAUGUCUCCAAAGUCCCUAUUGAAGUUCUGAAUGAAGAGGUUGUAGUUGCUCUCAGACAGAAAUAUCCAGACAUUAGUCAAGUUAAUCUCACAAAGAAUGUCACAACUAAGGGGAUCAACUACAGAAAUGGAAUGAUGGUUGUAUGUGAUUCAACUGCUGGAAUGCCUGAAUUUGGAGAGAUUCUACAAAUGUGUAUAGUGGGAGAUGAGUUGAGCUUCAUAGUUCGUCUAUAUUUUGCUUGGUAUCAGGAUCAUUUCAGGGCCUUUCAGUUGACUUUGUCACCAGAUAGAAAMGUUGCCCUUGUUCAGUUUGGGGAGCUAAAAGAUUGCUACCCACUUGUGGCCUACACAGUCGGAUCGAGACGCAUGGUGACCCUGAAAAGACACAUUGUUAUCAAUGGUAUGAUUUUCAUAUGCUACAGUGCUGUGAAAAUUCUUCUGUAAUGGAGAGUUAACUUUUCACCAGUCACCUUUCCUAGCUUCCACUCUUUGCUUAAUUCCUCACUCUCCAAGUCUCCUCUAGCCUUCUCACUAACCUAUCUUACCUUCCUCCUAGCUGUACUAGUCUCCUCUCUACUGACCACCUAUUUUGCCAUUCUCUUCACUGAUAGCCUCUUCUUUCUCCAAGCUAUACUACUACCCACUUCACUGAAUUAUUCUUCUCUGUACAACCCACCUCUCUUAUAAUGUCUUUUUAAGCUUCUCUCAUUUCUCCUACUCYGUCCUCUCCCUACUAACUGUUCUCUAACAUUCUGUCUUCAUUAAUUCAUCAGUUGUAGGCUAAUACUGUGUCUUGUCUGUGCGUUCUGCUUGAAGGGUUUAGUUCUUUAAUAAACAAGACUAAUGCCUGUCAACUUUGUUUGUUUCCACCUUAGAUUAGCAAAGCARGAU